AUGGCAGACCCCAGCGCCGGCCGUGGAGCUGCCAGCACAAGCCAGAGCCAGAGGGUGCUGGCAGGGGCUCUUCGGUCCGGGGAUCGAGAGAAGUCCUCUCCGAGAAUCCCUCGGUGCCGGCUGAGGUUCCGCGAUCCCAGGAUCCGUCGAGGCUCAAGAGCAGUAUCCCAUCUGGGUCGCCAAAACUGUUACCUCACCACUGGUUGCUUUCACGUAGACAUCUGGUUUCGCCCAACCAGCAGCUUGUAUAUCCUUACUAAUUUUGUUAAUGAGUAUGCCACAACAGGCUGCUCUCUGACGCUCCAUCACACAGAAAAGCCAGCACACGAAGACAUCUGUGAGUAUCGUCCCUACUCCUGCCCGUGCCCUGGUGCCACCUGUAAAUGGCAGGGAUCCUUGGAAGCCGUGAUGUCCCACCUCAUGCACGCCCACAAAAGCAUUACCACUCUUCAGGGAGAAGACAUCGUUUUUCUUGCUACGGACAUUAACCUUCCAGGGGCGGUUGACUGGGUGAUGAUGCAGUCAUGCUUUGGUCACCACUUCAUGCUGGUGCUGGAGAAACAAGAGAAGUACGAAGGUCACCAGCAGUUUUUUGCCAUCGUGCUGCUCAUUGGCACCCGUAAGCAAGCGGAGAACUUUGCGUACAGACUGGAGCUGAACGGCAACCGCCGCCGGCUGACCUGGGAGGCAACGCCCCACUCCAUCCAUGAUGGGGUGUCUGCGGCCAUUCGGAACAGCGACUGCCUAGUUUUUGACACAGCUAUAGCACACCUUUUUGCCGACAACGGAAACCUUGGCAUUAAUGUGACUAUUUCUACAUGUUGUCCGUGA
Messenger RNA from Aptenodytes forsteri (emperor penguin), 831 nucleotides. RefSeq names its product siah E3 ubiquitin protein ligase 2 (gene SIAH2). NCBI's taxonomy places the organism in Eukaryota, Metazoa, Chordata, Aves, Sphenisciformes, Spheniscidae. Bases 1 to 831 code for a protein of 276 amino acids. Gene Ontology annotation, cellular component: cytoplasm. Gene Ontology annotation, molecular function: ubiquitin conjugating enzyme binding; ubiquitin protein ligase activity; zinc ion binding. The transcript is spliced from 4 exons. Gene Ontology annotation, biological process: multicellular organism development; proteasome-mediated ubiquitin-dependent protein catabolic process. The record is from RefSeq and is a predicted model, not a curated record.